AUAGCAUGUGGGCAAUCGGCCACUGUCGCUCAUAGGAACAUUCAGAAGCGCUGCGUUUUCUUUGCACGGUGAUUAAAGGACGGACCAAUCGCAACAAAGGAUAGGAAGAGCACAGUAGCUCCACCUCUAGCGGGCUGUCUCGGGCUGUUCUCUAGAUGUAUAUAAUCCUUGGGUUGACCCAGAAAACAAUCUCCGGUGUCAGGGGCUGAAGCAGAAGCUUGCUGCUUCUGAGAGUGUAGUUAAAUUCCCUGGAAUACGAGCAGAAAACUGUUUCUUACAUCUGUAACGUCUCCGUUGGAAGUAACUCAGAGAAUCCACGGCUUCGGAAAAACAUUAUCAACUCACCCUCGGAAUACAAGCAUUCUCUGGAACGUUCGAAGGAGCCAUGGCUGACCACAUGAUGAUGCCCAUGACCCACGGCUCAGCAAGCGGCCUGCACGGCUACCGCAUGGGCAUCAACGGCGCUCCCCAGCACGGCCCACCGUCCGGCCUGAGGACCCUGCCCAACGGCCAGGUCCUGCACUACGGCCGCCCCCCGCAGGGCUCCAUGGACGUGGGCAUGCGGCCCGGGCCUGGCAUGGUCGGCGGCGGCAUGAACGGACAGGUGAACGGCGGCGGCCCCAUGGGCGGCGGGCAUCACCACCCCAUGCAGGGCCCUGGCAUGAUGUACGGCGGGCAGAGCCAGCACCACCAGCAGCAGAUGCAGCAGCAGCAGCAGCAGCAGCAGCACCACCACGCCAUGCAUCCGCAGAGCCAGCACCCCCAGCAGUACAUGAACGCCCAGGGCCUCACCCCCUCCCAGCAGCUGAUGGCCAGCAUGCACCUCCAGAAGCUCAACAACCAGUACCACGGCCACCCGCUCGGACCCAUGAACGGGAACCACAUGGGCGGGAACGGGGUCCAGUACCGCAUGGGCCCGGCUCAGCUGGCCAGCAUGCAGCACAUGGCCGGGCCGGCGCUGGGCCUGAACGUGAUGGACACGGACCUGAUCGACGAGGAGGUUCUGACGUCGCUGGUCAUGGAGCUCGGACUGGACCGCGUCCAGGAGCUCCCGGAGCUCUUCCUGGGACAGAACGAGUUUGACUUCUUCUCGGACUUUGUGUGCAAACAGCAGCCGAGCACGGUCAGCUGUUGAGCUGUGUCCGGCACUAUGUCCAGCAGGUGACGAUCAUCCUGGUGUUUUUUAUUUUGUGUUGUUGCUGGGUUUUUUUUGUCCUUUUUGAAGGGGGCCUGGUCGCCAUGGCAACGGCGCCAGUACCACCACCACCACCACUGCACAGGUAGAGAAGGAUGCUGUCUCCUCUCUCUCUCUCUCUGAAGGGCCUGUGUGUAUGUGUGUGUCCGUGAUGAAGACAUGUUACACCACACACACACCAACCUUGUGUAGAGCAUCCAAGUGUGUGUGAGUGUGUGUGUGAGUGAACUUUGUUUUUGAGAGAGCGCAAACAAAAGGAGGGAGAUGGUCUUUUUGUCUUUGAAUCUUUCUGACCCACCUUGGGGACUGCCUCUCCUCGCCAUAGGAGUCCUCGACCGAGCUGGCCUCAGUUGGGGGCACUUGGAUUGCGAGGUCGGCCAGCCCUGCCUUGUCUCCAUUUGCCCCAUGUCUUACCCCCCCCCCCCCCCCCCCACACCAGGGGUGGGUCAGUGCCAUCGCCUGAUCUCCACACGAAUGAAUGUAGACUCUCUUAUCAUCGGGGGCAGAGGGGCCGCCAAGAACAAUGCGUGGAAAAAGGACACUUGUCUGUCUGGCUGCUUCGCCGCUUCCACCCCCCUGGACUAGUAGAUUCUAUGGCAUUUAGAAAUGUAUUUAUUUAUGAAUCCCACCAAAUAGUGGACACUUUGUGACGAUGAAUGGGUCUGUUUUUUGGGGUAUUGAAGGCAGGCACUUCAAUAAGCGAGUACAACCAUGCCUCCCAUUUCUUUAAACCCGGUGUAGGUCCAUGAUUUGGGCUCGGGUUUGGUCUGGUUUGAUGUGCUAGUGUGUGUGUUUGGGGUUUAGCUGUGAUGGUGUCACAUGAGUUGCGACAAAUGAUACACUGUUAUGUUCUCUGACCAUUGUUUUAUCUCAGUAGUACGACUUUAAAGGUGAUUCCAAAAUGACACGUUCUAUUUUAAGUUAAAAACAAAGAAAAGAGGAAAAAAAAACGCAAAAGCAUUCAGCUCAAUGCAAUAUAUCACAUGUUCAUGAUGUUGUUCAUUUUUUUUUCUCUUUGACUGGUAACUGAAUUAAACCAAAUCAAAUCACUGGGCGCUAUAGUGUGAUACUGUAUACUGGGCUCUGUCUUGAUGCUUUGAAGGGCCUCUCCCGUAGUGCAGCUCCCUUGGAAGCCCCUUCCCUCUCAUCCUUAUGUAGAAGUGUACGCUCUGAACAGGUUUAGCCGAAGCUGUAGAAUUGCCUUAAUGACAUAGCAUUGUGAUUUCCACUGUAAAGUCUCAAACCGCCUGUGCUCUGCAAUCGAAAGACAGGCAAGCGCUGAAACUUCGAAAGAAAGAGGAACUAACCUUUUGUUUCUGUGUCUAUAAGCAUGCCUUAGGAGUGCAGCUUUUUUUUUUUAAAAAAAAAGUCAUCGUGACUCUUGUCUAGCAAAGGUUGUUAUUGGAUACACUCCGCUGUUUUGCAUAAAAGGUUCAUUAGCCCUGCUGGUAUGUUCGAGCACCAUGGGAUUUCUGCUCGCUCGCAUGAGUGUGAGAAAUAAUAUCACAAGCAACUGGCAGUCCAACAUUCUUCAGGUUUCAGUAGCGUACUGUAACUGGCAGUUCAUGCUGUCGUAUCUCGCUCUUUCUCUCUCUUUCUCUUUCUCUCUCUUUCUCUCUCUCAAUACGACCCAGGGACUGUGUGUGUGUGUGUGUGUGUGUGUGUGUGUUCCAGAGAGCCCCCCCGCAAUAAUCUGUUAUUGCUUUUUUUCUGGGAGAGGGCACACACUUGACACACACACCUCACACAACACUGAAAUUGCUACUUAAAAUGCCAUCGUGAAAACAACACAUUGCGGAAGCUAUGUGUUGUGUUGGAAUGUCAGUCAGUCCACACACCGGUUAAACAGAGACUGACCAGGAAACAGAUUGGCCAUGACCAGUUUAAUUAUCAUCUGGGGCAGCCAGUCUCUACUUGCUACACUGGUUUCAUUACACGUGUCCAACACCCUGUCGGUCCUGAGUGGGAGCUGUUACCUGUGUGUGUGUGUGUGUGUGUGUGUGUCCCAGCUUACUCAGCAAGUUUGUAGCUGAUUAGAUUUAAAUUACAUUUCCUCACAUGCUUGUCUUAAUUGAGGUCAGCUCCGUGCUGCCUUUCCCUGUAGCCCAGGCGUAAUUACAAAAUGGACGUGUUCUGCUAUGUUGUGCGUGUGUGUGUGUGUGUGUGUGUGUGUGUGUGUGUGUGUGUAUGUGUUUUAAUCUUUUUAAAUUUUUAUUUCUGAUGAAGUCUUUGGAGGUGUUGUCCUGCCAGUUGAGAGGGUGGAGAGGAUGGGGGGGAUGUGUCUCACUCCUUUCCUGUGUUGUGGCAGAGCUGCAGUGCUGAGCAUUGCAGAGGGUGGAGGAGUGGAGUAGAGAGGAGAGGGGGAUGGUGUUGGAAAGCAUGGCAGCAUUAUGGGUUAAUCUGUUCCCUCAGAACUGCCGAGCUCAACGCUGUCCUGUUCUGUGUUGGCAAUCUCUCUCUCUCUCUCUCUCUCUCUCUCUCUCUCUCUCUCUCUCUCUCUCUCUCUCUCUCUCUCUCUCUCUCUCUCCCUAUCCCCCGUUCUAUCUCUCCCUCCCUCUCUCUCUCUUUAUUUUUUCCUGUCCAUUUCCAUGAAUCUCUCUCUUCCUUGCCCAUUCCAUUCCUUUCUUUCUUUGCUUCUUUCUUUCACUAAUAGAUUCUCUCUCUCUCACUCCCUCUCUAUCCCUCUCUCCACCUCUCCACCUCCGCCCCAUAAGGGCUGUCACCUAGCCAGUGCAGAGCAGGACACCGGGACAUUAACAAUAGAGGCAGAGAUGACACUCAACGGAAAAAAGGAGUGAAAUAGACAGCUGCUCCUUUUUCCUGUUUUCUGUCCAUUUCACAUGUGGCUGUUCUUUUCUUUUUCUUUUUUUGGGCUGCCUUUCUUUUUCUUCCCUGUCUUUUUAUUUUCACAAUAUACACAGUCGACCAAACACUGAGAACUUGUAUGAAGAGUAACCUUACGGACUUAAUGUAUUGUACUCGACACAGAGAGUUUUGUUUCCUUUUUGUCUAUACGAGUAUAUCAAAAAUAGGUACACGUGA
Molecule: messenger RNA, 4237 nt
Organism: Sardina pilchardus (European sardine)
Lineage: Eukaryota; Metazoa; Chordata; Actinopteri; Clupeiformes; Clupeidae
Gene: cited4a
Product: Cbp/p300-interacting transactivator, with Glu/Asp-rich carboxy-terminal domain, 4a
Exons: 2
Coding region: 386-1135 (249 amino acids)
Biological process (GO): regulation of DNA-templated transcription
Cellular component (GO): nucleus
Molecular function (GO): transcription coactivator activity
Source: RefSeq, a predicted model, not a curated record